Messenger RNA from Malurus melanocephalus (red-backed fairy wren), 6740 nucleotides. RefSeq names its product chromodomain helicase DNA binding protein 4 (gene CHD4). The record is from RefSeq and is a predicted model, not a curated record. Bases 397 to 6237 code for a protein of 1946 amino acids. The transcript has 39 exons. Gene Ontology annotation, cellular component: chromatin; NuRD complex; nucleus. NCBI's taxonomy places the organism in Eukaryota, Metazoa, Chordata, Aves, Passeriformes, Maluridae. Gene Ontology annotation, molecular function: ATP hydrolysis activity; ATP binding; chromatin binding. Gene Ontology annotation, biological process: chromatin remodeling; negative regulation of transcription by RNA polymerase II.
UGCCUUGCCUGUCCUGCUGCCUUUUCCCGGCCCAACGCAGAAAUAACCGAGGGCASUCGGCUGCAGAGGACGGGAGAGUUUUCCUUUAGGACAGCUCUUUCGGCUUCCUCGCCAGAGAUGAGUUGCUGACUCAGUUUAUUAUCUGGAGUCUUUAAAGCCUGCUUUAUCACAACUCUAAACUGAUACUUGCUGCCAGUGUUUCUAUUAUCCGUAGACUCCAAAGCCAGUAAAGUUGCUGUCUAAGCUUUCUCACGGAUCCUCUUGGUAGCACUAUUGCUUGGGAGAACGGAGUUCAGGUUCCUGUAACUUUCUGUUUUUCUUUUCAAUGAAGUACUGGCCAGACUGGCAAGAAGACGACAACCUGUGUAAGCCCAGGCCUCCCUCACUGUGGAGGACAUGGCUUCGGGCAUUGGAUCUCCGUCACCGUGCUCGGGGGGGAGUGAUGAUGAUGACAUGGAGAUCCUGUUGAACAACGCUAUCCCCCAGCAUCCAGAACCUGAAGAAGAGCCGGAAGAAGAGCUUCUGUCAGAAGCUGACACUCCCAAAAUCAAGAAGAAAAAGAAGCCCAAGAAACUGAAGGAGCCCAAAGUGCCCAAGCUCAGCAAGCGUCAGAAGAAGGAGCUGGGGGAUAGCUCUGGUGAGGGGAAUGAGUUUGUGGAGGAAGAAGAGGAGGUUCUACGCUCUGACAGCGAGGGCAGCGAUUAUACACCUGGGAAGAAGAAAAAGAAGAAGUUAGGACCCAAGAAGGAAAAGAAAAACAAAGCCAAGCGCAAGGAGGAGGAGGAAGAAGAGGAAGARGAUGAUGACUCAAAGGAGCCAAAGUCAUCUGCUCAGCUUCUGGAAGAUUGGGGCAUGGAGGAUAUUGAUCACAUCUUCACAGAGGAGGAUUACCGCACACUCACCAACUACAAAGCUUUCAGCCAGUUUGUCAGGCCACUUAUCGCAGCCAAGAACCCUAAAAUAGCAGUGUCGAAGAUGAUGAUGGUCCUGGGAGCCAAGUGGAGGGAGUUUAGCACAAACAAUCCCUUCAAGGGAAGUUCAGGUGCAUCUGUGGCAGCUGCUGCAGCUGCAGCUGUUGCAGUAGUGGAGAGUAUGGUGACAAAUGUGGAUGCUGUCCUGCCGCAGCCCCCUGUAGAUGUGCCAGUCAGGAAAGCCAAGACAAAGGAGGGCAAAGGACCGAAUGCUCGGCGGAAGCCAAAGGCCAGUCCUCGUAUUCCUGAUAUCAAGAAACCUAAAACAAAGAAGGUGGCACCGUUGAAAAUCAAACUGGGAGGAUUUGGUUCCAAGCGUAAAAGAUCAUCAAGUGAAGAUGAUGAUCUGGAUGUGGAGUCAGACUUUGAUGAUGCCAGCAUCAACAGCUACUCUGUUUCAGAUGGAUCUACAAGCCGUAGUAGCCGAAGUCGCAAAAAACUCAAGGCUGGGAAGAAGAAAAAGAAAGGUGAGGAGGACUCCACAGUGGCUGUGGAUGGCUAUGAAACUGAUCAUCAGGACUACUGUGAGGUGUGCCAGCAGGGAGGAGAAAUUAUACUGUGUGAUACCUGCCCUCGUGCCUACCACAUGGUUUGCCUGGACCCAGAUAUGGAGAAAGCUCCAGAGGGCAAAUGGAGCUGCCCACACUGUGAAAAAGAGGGCAUUCAGUGGGAAGCAAAGGAGGAUAACUCUGAAGGUGAGGAAAUCCUGGAAGAUGUAGUGGGGGAUGCUGAGGAAGAGGAUGACCACCAUAUGGAGUUCUGUAGAGUCUGCAAGGAUGGAGGAGAGCUGCUGUGCUGUGAUGCCUGUCCUUCAUCCUAUCACAUCCACUGUUUGAAUCCCCCACUGCCUGAGAUUCCCAAUGGAGAGUGGCUCUGUCCUCGCUGCACUUGCCCAGCUUUGAAAGGAAAGGUGCAGAAGAUCUUGAUCUGGAAAUGGGGUCAGCCCCCAGUUGGCCCCGCACCACCACGUCCACCUGAUGCAGACCCUAAUGCUCCACCCCCAAAGCCUCUGGAAGGCCGGCCUGAAAGGCAGUUCUUUGUCAAAUGGCAGGGCAUGUCCUACUGGCAUUGCUCCUGGGUGUCAGAGCUGCAGCUGGAGUUGCACUGCCAGGUCAUGUUUCGUAACUACCAACGCAAAAAUGAUAUGGAUGAGCCACCGUCGGGAGACUUCGGAGGGGAAGAAGAGAAAAGCCGAAAGAGAAAAAACAAGGACCCCAAAUAUGCUGAGAUGGAGGAGCGCUUCUAUCGAUAUGGGAUCAAGCCAGAGUGGAUGAUGAUCCACAGGAUCCUUAAUCAUAGUGUUGAUAAGAAGGGGAAUGUCCACUAUUUGAUUAAGUGGAGAGACCUACCCUAUGACCAGGCAUCCUGGGAAAGUGAAGAUGUGGAUAUUCAAGAUUAUGACCUCUACAAGCAAGCCUACUGGAAUCACAGGGAGCUGAUGAGAGGUGAAGAGGGCAGACCUGGAAAGAAGUUAAAGAAAGUGAAGAUGCGGAAGCUGGAAAGGCCCCCUGAGACUCCGACAGUGGACCCAACAGUGAAAUAUGACCGGCAACCGGAGUACCUCGAUGUAACAGGGGGCACMUUGCAUCCCUACCAGCUGGAAGGACUGAACUGGCUGCGCUUCUCUUGGGCCCAGGGCACAGAUACAAUCUUAGCUGAUGAAAUGGGCCUGGGAAAGACUGUGCAGACAGCAGUGUUCCUGUAUUCUUUAUACAAGGAGGGCCACUCAAAGGGUCCCUUCUUGGUGAGUGCCCCACUGUCCACAAUCAUCAACUGGGAACGAGAAUUUGAGAUGUGGGCCCCAGAUAUGUAUGUAGUGACCUACGUUGGGGACAAAGACAGCCGGGCCAUCAUCCGUGAAAAUGAGUUCACUUUUGAGGAUAAUGCCAUACGUGGAGGCAAAAAAGCAUCCAGAAUGAAGAAAGAGGCUGCUGUCAAGUUCCAUGUACUCCUCACCUCCUAUGAACUGAUCACUAUUGAUAUGGCCAUACUAGGCUCUAUUGACUGGGCCUGUCUCAUUGUGGAUGAAGCUCACAGACUGAAGAACAAUCAGUCAAAGUUCUUCCGUGUGCUGAAUGGUUACUCCCUCCAGCAUAAGCUGUUGCUUACAGGAACUCCCCUGCAGAACAACCUGGAAGAACUGUUCCACCUGCUGAACUUCCUGACGCCCGAAAGAUUCCAUAACUUGGAGGGCUUCCUAGAAGAGUUUGCGGAUAUUGCCAAGGAAGAUCAGAUCAAGAAGCUGCACGACAUGCUGGGCCCGCAUAUGCUGAGGCGUCUCAAGGCUGAUGUUUUCAAGAAUAUGCCAUCUAAGACUGAGCUCAUUGUCAGAGUGGAACUGAGUCCCAUGCAGAAGAAAUAYUAUAAAUACAUUUUGACAAGAAACUUUGAGGCACUGAAUGCACGGGGUGGUGGUAACCAAGUCUCGUUGCUCAAUGUUGUUAUGGAUCUGAAGAAGUGCUGUAAUCACCCCUAUCUCUUUCCUGUGGCUGCUAUGGAAGCUCCAAAAAUGCCAAAUGGCAUGUAUGAUGGUAGUGCACUUAUUCGAGCCUCUGGAAAGCUGUUGCUGCUCCAGAAGAUGUUAAAGAACCUGAAGGAAGGAGGUCACAGGGUGCUCAUAUUCUCUCAGAUGACUAAAAUGUUGGACCUUCUGGAAGAUUUUUUGGAACAUGAAGGGUACAAAUAUGAGCGGAUUGAUGGAGGAAUCACAGGGAACAUGCGUCAGGAAGCUAUUGAUCGCUUCAAUGCUCCUGGAGCUCAGCAGUUCUGCUUUCUGCUUUCAACUCGAGCUGGAGGUCUUGGUAUUAACUUGGCCACAGCAGAUACUGUGAUUAUCUAUGAUUCAGACUGGAACCCCCACAAUGAUAUCCAGGCCUUCAGCCGUGCACACAGAAUUGGACAGAACAAGAAAGUGAUGAUAUACCGCUUUGUGACAAGGGCCUCAGUGGAGGAGCGUAUCACUCAGGUGGCCAAGAAGAAGAUGAUGCUAACUCAUCUGGUAGUGAGACCAGGGUUGGGCUCCAAGACAGGCUCCAUGUCCAAACAGGAACUUGAUGACAUUCUCAAAUUUGGCACUGAAGAGCUCUUCAAGGAUGAGGCUACUGAGGGGGGGGAUAACAAAGAAGGUGAGGACAGUAGUGUCAUCCACUAUGAUGACAAAGCAAUUGAGCGUCUGUUGGAUCGGAACCAGGAUGAAACAGAAGAUACAGAACUUCAGGGCAUGAAUGAAUAUCUCAGCUCCUUCAAGGUGGCCCAGUAUGUGGUUCGUGAGGAGGAGAUGGGGGAGGAAGAGGAGGUUGAACGGGAGAUCAUUAAGCAGGAGGAGUCGGUGGAUCCUGAUUACUGGGAGAAACUGCUGCGUCACCAUUAUGAACAACAACAGGAGGAUCUGGCCAGGAAUCUGGGCAAGGGCAAACGUAUUCGCAAGCAAGUUAACUACAACGAUGGCUCGCAGGAGGAUAGAGGCUCACGUGCUGUUUUUCUUUCAGACUGGCAGGAUGACCAGUCAGAUAAUCAGUCAGAUUAUUCAGUUGCCUCUGAAGAAGGAGAUGAGGACUUUGAUGAGAGAUCUGAAGCAGCUCGUCGGCCUAGCCGCAAGGGCCUGAGGAAUGAUAAGGACAAGCCUCUGCCUCCCUUACUGGCCCGUGUGGGAGGGAACAUUGAGGUGCUGGGUUUCAAUGCUCGCCAGCGGAAAGCCUUUCUCAACGCUAUCAUGCGCUAUGGAAUGCCACCUCAGGAUGCCUUCACCACUCAGUGGCUUGUUCGGGACCUCCGUGGCAAGUCUGAGAAAGAGUUCAAGGCUUAUGUCUCACUGUUCAUGCGUCAUUUAUGUGAACCUGGAGCUGAUGGUGCAGAGACCUUUGCAGAUGGGGUCCCACGGGAAGGUCUUUCUCGACAGCACGUCCUUACUCGCAUUGGGGUCAUGUCACUUAUACGUAAAAAGGUGCAGGAAUUCGAGCAUGUAAAUGGCCGCUGGAGUAUGCCAGAACUGGCAGAAAUAGAGGAGAACAAGAAACUUUCACAGCCUAGCUCACCCUCUCCCAAAACUCCAACUCCUUCAACACCUGGGGAUACACAGCCGAAUACACCUGCCCCUGUUCCUCCACCUGAAGAAGGCGUAAAAGUAGAAGAAGGAGCUAGUGCUAAGGAGCAAGGAGAGCCAUGUGAACCAGAGAAAGAGCUCAAUGCCUCUGCAGCUGAAGCAGAGGUCCCCAUGGAGCAGUGUGCUCAGCCUSUAGAGACACCACCCCAGGAAGCAAAAUCCCCGGUGAACUCCACAGAAGCAGAUGAAAAAAAAGAGGAAACGGAGGUGAAGGAAAGACCGGAUGAACCAAUGGAAGUAGAAAGCAAAGCUGAUGUGGAGAAAGUGGAAGACAGAGCAGCUAUUGAGAAUCCCUCUGAACCUCCUAUAAUUACUCUGGAUGAGAARGAUGAGAAAAAGGACGAUGAUAAGAGAGAUGUGGUGAUGCUGCAGAAUGGAGAGAUGCUGAAGGAGUCAGUAGAUGAAAGGCACAAGAAGGCAGUAAAGCAGCGCUUCAUGUUCAACAUAGCAGAUGGUGGUUUCACUGAACUGCACUCCCUGUGGCAGAAUGAAGAGCGGGCUGCAACCGUCACCAAGAAGACCUAUGAGAUUUGGCAUCGGCGUCACGACUACUGGCUCCUUGCUGGGAUUAUCAAUCAUGGCUAUGCCCGUUGGCAGGAUAUUCAGAAUGAUCCRCGUUACGCCAUCCUCAAUGAACCCUUCAAGGGUGAGAUGAACCGGGGUAACUUCCUGGAAAUAAAGAAUAAAUUCUUGGCAAGGAGAUUUAAGCUCCUGGAGCAAGCACUGGUGAUYGAGGAACAGUUGCGGCGAGCUGCCUAUCUGAACAUGUCCGAAGAUCCAUCUCACCCAUCCAUGGCUCUGAACACACGUUUUGCAGAGGUAGAAUGCCUGGCUGAGAGCCACCAGCACCUAUCCAAGGAGUCAAUGGCUGGGAAUAAACCAGCCAAUGCUGUGCUGCACAAAGUUCUGAAGCAGCUGGAGGAGCUUUUGAGUGACAUGAAGGCAGAUGUGACUCGUUUGCCUGCCACAAUUGCCCGUAUCCCACCUGUGGCAGUGCGCCUCCAGAUGUCAGAGCGCAACAUCCUCAGCCGCCUGGCCAACCGCAGCAGUGAGCCCCCGCCACCACCUCCUCCCCAACAAGUCCUCUUCUCUCGCCCUACAGGUGGCCCAGCAGCAGUGAGUCCCUGGCCCAGUGCUGUUGACCUUUCGGCCAAGCUGAAGUGACCCCCCCCACCCCACCCUUUCACACUACCCCUCUGCCUGACAUUCCUGACUGGGUGCUGUUUCCCUCCAUGGAAGCUGCUGCUCAGGUCUCUGGGAGGAGAAGAAACUCCUUCCUCUGCAGCCAGCCCGUUGGAGCAAGGAGUGUGUUUUGGAGAGAGGGGGAUGGAUGUAUGAUGGACUCUGUAUAUAGUGACUGGAGGCCCCAGCGCCAUGUCUGUUACAUGGAGAGCCUGGCUGUAUUGCUCGUUGCCUCCGCCUGGAAUUCCAGUUUUCGUUCUUAAUUUUAUUUUGAGUUUGUUUACUGAGACAAGUGCGCAGGCAAGACCAAGCAAAAGCCAGGACAGAGACAAAGCUACCUCCAUCAAAAUCCUUUUUAAUACAAAAACUGACCGGACUUGUCARCUAUAAGCAGCUUGAAGACAAAAGCAAACAACAGUAAAAAAACAACAAAAAACAGAGCAAAACGUUGAUAAAACUGAAAAAUAAAGUUUCCUUGUAUUUUA